This is a messenger RNA of Suillus fuscotomentosus, 399 nucleotides long. RefSeq lists its product as uncharacterized. The coding region runs from base 1 to 399 and encodes 132 amino acids. The record is from RefSeq and is a predicted model, not a curated record. Lineage: Eukaryota; Fungi; Basidiomycota; Agaricomycetes; Boletales; Suillaceae. The transcript is spliced from 3 exons.
AUGGACAGUCUGCAAAAUCUCUUAGCACUUGUUCAUGUGGACUUUCCUUGGUUCUCAGAUCUUGAUUCCAUCUGGCACAACAACCCCUCUAUGGUGGCGAAGACUUACUUGUCUCAGCCAGGGCUGGCUGGGGCUGGUCCCUCCAUACCGGCUGCUCAGUCCUCCCAUGCAUAUAUGCCCCCCAAUCUGCCCCCUUCUGCAUAUCCUCCACUGACCUCAUUUGUCAAUGAGCAGUCAAAUGUGAACAUUUCACUGACCUCAUCCAUCAAUGAGCAGUCAAAUGCAAAUGUUCCACUGACCUCAUCCGUCAACAUGCAGUUGAACGUGAACAUUCUACUGACCUCCCAUCAACGAGCAGUUGAAUGUGAACAUUUCUCAGAGGCUUCCCAGAAUGCCUGA